Micropterus salmoides (largemouth bass) is the source of this 3615-nucleotide messenger RNA. RefSeq names its product receptor-type tyrosine-protein phosphatase S-like. The coding region runs from base 56 to 3007 and encodes 983 amino acids. The record is from RefSeq and is a predicted model, not a curated record. The transcript is spliced from 20 exons. Gene Ontology annotation, cellular component: plasma membrane; axon. NCBI's taxonomy places the organism in Eukaryota, Metazoa, Chordata, Actinopteri, Centrarchiformes, Centrarchidae. Gene Ontology annotation, biological process: axon guidance; cell-cell adhesion. Gene Ontology annotation, molecular function: protein binding.
GACGAACCAACUAACUGUGGUAAAAUAAUCUCAGAGGAUCUCAGCGUCCAACAAAAUGAAGACAAUUCUUCUCCUCUUCCUCCCACUGAUAACAGCAGGCCUCAGAUUUACAAGAACCCCAGAAGACCAAACAGGAGUCGAUGGGGGAGUGGCCUCCUUUGUGUGCCAGGCCACAGGGGAUCCACCACCCAACAUCGUCUGGAACAAGAAUGGCAAAAAAAUCCUAAACGAGAGAUUUGAGGCAACGGAGUUUGACAACGGGUCCGGCUCGAUCCUGAGGAUCCAGCCACUGAGGACUACCAGAGACAAGGGUAUUUACGAAUGUCACGCCUCCAACUCUGCAGGAGAAAUCACCGCCUCCGCCAGACUAAGUGUGCUACGAGAGCACCAGUUGCCCUCUGGGUUUCCCUCCAUAGACAUGGGUCCCCAGCUGAAAGUUGUUCAGCAUUCUCAGACCGCCACCAUGAUCUGCGCUGCUAGCGGCAACCCUAACCCAGAAAUUACCUGGUUCAAGGAUUUCCUGCCAGUCAAUACGUCAAGUAACAACGGACGAAUCAAGCAGCUCCGCUCAGGUGCCCUCCAGAUAGAGAUGAGUGAGGAGUCAGACCAGGGGAAGUAUGAGUGCGUUGCCACCAACAGAGAGGGGACACGCUACUCCAGCCCAGCUAACCUCUAUGUCAGAGUGCGUCGUGUCCCCCCUCGCAUCUCCAUCCCACCAGCAAACAGCGAGAUCAAGCCAGGGGGGAACAUCAACAUCUCCUGUGUGGCUGUGGGCUCCCCUAUGCCGUACGUGAAGUGGAUGCUGGGAGCAGAGAACCUGACGUCUGAGGAUGACAUGCCCAUAGGCCGCAACGUCCUGGAGCUGACUGACGUACGCCAGUCAAACAAUUACACGUGUGUCGCUAUGUCAUCACUUGGUGUGAUUAAGGCGGUGGCACAGAUUAUUGUGAAAGAUCUGCCGAAUGCUCCUGGUACCCCUGUGGUGACUGAGAGAACCGCAACAAGCGUUACACUCACCUGGGAGUCUGGCAACCCUGAGCCUGUUUCCUACUAUAUCUUACAGCACCGUGCCAAAGGUAUAGAACCAUACAAAGAGAUUAAUGGCAUCACCAAACCACUGUACAGCAUGGGCGGCCUCAGCCCAUACUCUCACUAUGACUUUCGGGUAGCUGCAGUUAACACCGUUGGCCAGGGCCCCUCCAGCGAGGUGGUGGAGGUUCUCACAGCCGAGCAAGCUCCCUCCUCGCCCCCUCGACGGGUCAGAGGUCGUAUGCUGAGCACAAGAACAGCAAUCAUCCACUGGGAUGAACCAGAUGAACCUAACGGACAGGUGGUGGGAAACAGAGUCUAUUACACCUCAAACAACACGCUGCCAGUCAACCAGUGGGAGAAGCAGAUUGUGCGCAGCACGAACUUCACCAUCAUCCAUGAUUUGACUCCUAACAAGACUUAUUACAUCAGAGUGCUGGCCUUCACAUCUGAAGGAGACGGCCCCCUGUCCCAGGACCUGCAGAUUAUGGCCAAGACUGGAGUUCCAUCCCAACCUUCAGAAUUUAUGGGUGUGGCCAAGUCUGAGACCAGUAUCUUGUUGUCCUGGGUAGCUCCACUCCAGGGUGAUUCCGACAACCAGAUCACAGGAUAUGAUCUGGUCUACCGACGAGCUGACGACACAGAGGAGACGAAAGUGAGCUUUGAGCCUACCUCCUCUUACCUGCUGAAGUACCUGAAGCCUUUCUCCACCUACACCUUUCAACUGGCUGCCAAGAGCAAGCAUGCAGUUGGGGUGUACACCAACGAGAUGUCCAUUGACACGCCACAGACACCAAGAUUUACACGAACCCCAGAAGACCAAACAGGAGUCGAGGGAGGAGUGGCCUCCUUUGUGUGCCAGGCCACAGGGAAUCCACAGCCCAACAUCGUCUGGAACAAGAAAGGCAAAAAAGUCAGCAAGCACAGAUAUGAGAUAAUAGAGUUUGACAACGGAUCAGGCUCGGUCCUGAGGAUCCAGCCACUGAGGACUAUCAUAGACGAGGUUAUUUACGAAUGUCACGCCUCCAACUCUGCAGGAGAAAUCACUGCCUCCGCCAGACUGAGUGUGCUACGAGAGGACCAGUUGCCCUAUGGGUUUCCCACCAUAGACAUGGGUCCCCAGCUGAAAGUGGUUGAGCAUUCUCGGGGCGCCACCAUGGUCUGUGCUGCUAGAGGCAACCCUAAACCAGAAAUUACCUGGUUUAAGAAUUUCCUGCCGGUCAAUACAUCCAAUAACAACAGAAGAAUCAAGCAGCUCCACUCAGGUGCCCUCCAGAUAGCGAUGAGUGAAGAGUCAGACCAGGGGAAGUAUGAGUGCGUUGCCACCAACAGAGAUGGGACACUCUACUCCAGCCCAGCUAACCUCUAUGUCAGAGUGCGUCGUGUCCCCCCUCGCAUCUCCAUCCCACCAGCAAACAGCGAGAUCAAGCCAGGGGGGAACAUCAACAUCUCCUGUGUGGCUGUGGGCUCCCCUAUGCCGUACGUGAAGUGGAUGCUGGGAGCAGAGAACCUGACGCCUGAGGAUGACAUGCCCAUUGGCCGCAACGUCCUGGAGCUGACUGACGUACGCCAGUCAAACAAUUACACGUGUGUCGCUAUGUCAUCACUUGGUGUGAUUAAGGCGGUGGCGCAGAUUAUUGUGAAAGAUCUGCCGAAUGUUCCUGGUACCCCUGUGGUGACUGAGAGAACCGCAACAAGCGUUACACUCACCUGGGAUUCUGGCAACCCUGAGCCUGUUUCCUACUAUAUCUUACAGCACCGUGCCAAAGGGUCAGAGGACCCCUACAAAGAGAUUGAUGGCAUCACCACAACACUCUACAGCGUGGGCGGCCUCAGCCCAAACUCCCACUAUGACUUUCGGGUAGCAGCCGUUAACACCAUUGGCCAGGGCCCCUCCAGUGAGGUGCUGGAGGUUCGCACAGCCCUCCUUGCCCCCUCAACAGGCCAGAGUUUCAUUAAACAAAAUGAAAUGAAAUAAUAUGAGGAGAUACAGAAGCAGAGCAACUCUGACAAAUGUGUACCCAAAACCAGCUACUCUGUGAUCAGCAAUCUUCACCUUUACCUGUCUGAUACUUUUGUAUAUGCAUUUGAUUGUGCCUCUAAUAACAGUAUAACGUAAUGCCAAAGGUUUUUAUUUGUUUGUCUUGUUGUUGUUGUUGUUGUGUUUGGACCAUUGCAAUUUGCAAUAUCCUCAGAACUAAUAUGCAAUCUGUGAAGUAUUUCACUCCAGUUUUAGAGCAUUUAAAAUCACAGAAUUUGUUCUCUUGUAAGUGUCAAUUGUUUAUUAUGAGAAAUGUUUUGGCUCUCAAGGAGCUUAUGACAUCCUUGCAUUUCUUGAACAUCACUGUUUGUCAGUCAGCGAUAGGGCUGGAAUUAAAUGAUUAUGUUCAUAGUUGAUUAAUCUGUUGAUUAUUUUCUUGAUUAACCAAUUAGUUGUCUGAAAAAUUCAACUUGUGGUAUUCUGUCCGGCUGAAGUCACGUUUCCUUCCUGAGUAAAAGAUAAAGAUGUGUGUGGUGAUGUAACAUGAUGAUUUAAACCCAGUGGCAUAUCAGAUCAAUUGAGUCAAAAUAAACUGCACUGAAGUG